Messenger RNA from Symbiodinium sp. CCMP2456, 1317 nucleotides. NCBI's taxonomy places the organism in Eukaryota, Dinophyceae, Suessiales, Symbiodiniaceae. The record is from the annotation of a GenBank genome assembly.
AUGGGUUCGAGCAAACCGCUGCCACUUGCAUGGAGCAGCUACCGUGUCUCUGCACAGUUUCGUUGGACGAUCUCUUUACAAGUCCUCUUCCAGACAAGCGAUAUGCUUGUGACUCCAAGCCUGACGAGCUUUCGGAGUGCCAUCGCUCUUUGCGCAAAGAACUUGGUGUGGCCAAAGUCUGCUGCCUUGCUCGGUUCCUUCGGAGACAUCGACAGCUUCAAUGCCUUGAUGCAUGCCCAGGGCAGAUGCGACAUGUGGCAGCAGGCGCACACAACGUUCUCUUCUCUGGCGCGUAAGAAGGUAAGGCCGGACCUGAUUACUUUCAACACUCUCAUGGCAUCUGCCCGCAACUGGUGCAGCACACUUCGCAUACUUGGCUCCUGCCUGGGACUACGGAUGUCUGGGGACAUCGUGACAUUCAGCACAGCCAUCAGUGCCUAUGGUGAUGCAGCAUCCUGGCAAUCUGCCGUAUCCAUGUUCUACCGACACGGCACACGCAGCGCCGUGGCUUGCAGUGCUGUUGUUAAGGCCUUUCGAGCUUCUGGCCAGUGGUUGCAUGCCCUCGCUGUCGGCGGAAAGUUCCUUGGACGCGACCGUGGUGUUACCAAUGCGUGCAUGGGUGCAUGUCAGCGUGGUCUUUGGCAAGCUUCGCUGACUUUGCUCCAAAGCAUCAGGAAACCCGGGCACAUAAGCUACACCACCGCCUUGAGUGCCUGUGAAGCGGCUUACGAGUGGGAGGUCGGGCUGCACCUCUUGCAAGGCAUUCGCAAGGCAAGCGUUCUGCCAGAUGUGGGUUGUGCAAAUGCAGCCAUGGGGGCAACUGCAACGUGUUCCAAGUGGGAGAUUGUCGAUCUCUUGCACCAAGACAUGACUGGUAAGGUCUUGGCACCAGACUUUCGGACAGCAGCAGUAGUACUGCAUUCAGUUGCCAGCUCGGGGCACUGGAGGCAAGCGACUCAAAGGCUAAUGCCCCGCCAUCCCAACUUUGGUCAGGUACACUGCAACUGCGUGCUGUCUGCAUGCGAAAUAGGUGCCUGCUGGCAAGAUGCCUUGCAGCUCACACGCGCCGUUCCGCUCUUACGUUUGGAAUUGGAGGGUAUCGGGCUCAAUUCUGCGAUGAGUGGAUGUGCAGCAUCCAGGACUUGGCAGUGGGUGUUGCGGCUGGUUCAGCUUUCCAUGGAUCGUGGUCUUCGCAGCCCGUGCAUCUACACGAUGGCGCUUGGCAGCACCGCACAAGCUGCACAAUGGCAGCUGUUCUGCAGCUUCACGGAGUUGCUGGACAGCCGCCUUUUGAUGCUGACCAAGUCAGCUAGCUAG